Messenger RNA from Nilaparvata lugens (brown planthopper), 3099 nucleotides. Its product is annotated as DNA repair protein complementing XP-C cells homolog. Gene Ontology annotation, biological process: mismatch repair; nucleotide-excision repair. Gene Ontology annotation, cellular component: XPC complex; nucleus; cytoplasm. Gene Ontology annotation, molecular function: single-stranded DNA binding; damaged DNA binding. The record is from RefSeq and is a predicted model, not a curated record. NCBI's taxonomy places the organism in Eukaryota, Metazoa, Arthropoda, Insecta, Hemiptera, Delphacidae.
AUGGAAAAUGACGGGAGGAGGUGGAGUACUUUGAUUUCUCGCAAUUAUCCAAAACCAGGAGGGUUGAAAGCUGCGGCGAUCAAGAAAGAGAGAGAUGGUGGAGGGUUGGGAGGUGGUAAACGUGUGAAGGUACCCAGUUCUGGUAGAAAAAAGGUGAAAAAUAGUGGGGAUGAUAACGUUGAUGUUAUGGAGUUGUUAGCUAUGGGCGAGGGUGUGGAAUUUGGGGGGAUGAAGAAGAACAACCAGUCAUCAUCUGAUGAUGAAGAUGAGUAUGAGGAAACAAAUCGAGUGGAGAGAAAUUCGAAAGGGGUGGAAGUAACAAUCGCGUUCCCUUCACAGAAGAAAAAGGAGAAAAAAUCGUGUGACGUAGAGGCAGCCCUGAAAAGAAGGUUCAACCUUGUCAAAAAAGAGAACCAAGUUUUCGCACAUAAGGUACACCUUCUAUGUUGGAUAGCUCAUGGGAACUACUUAAACUCUGUUCUAAAUUGUGAGGAUUUGAUGGGGGUUGCCCUAUCUAUCAUCCCUUCCAACUACUGUUACCCUCCUAAAAGGUGUGACUUAACCUACCUCGAGAAUUUCGUGAAAUGGUUCAGGGAGAAGGUAAAGAUUGACCCAGUUCUGGGGAAAGACAAGUUGAGACCUGACAAAAUCGUGACAAGUCAGAGCUUACAGGUGCAGUUCAAUAAAAAGAUGGCGGAUUCGAGGCUCGAUCAGCUGAUGCUUUUCAUUGCUACACUUCGUGCGUUAGGCUUGAUGGUGAGGCUCGUUAUUAACCUGAGACCUGUGCCGCUGAAACCGCCGGUCAAGGAGUUGUUCACAUUUAAGAGUCCACAGGAACCGGUGAUUAGCUCGAGAGGUAGUGGUGGGGGAAAAUCUAACAAGAAGGAUGCUGAUUCGAAAAGUGGUGGGGGAAAAUCUAAACAGGAAGUUGAUAAGGUGAAGAGAGAGGGAGGAGAGGAUGGAAAAUCUAAGAAAGAUUCAGAUAAAUCGAAGAAAGAGGAGGGAGAAAAUAAGGUUAAGAAAGAGGUCAAUGUUGAGAAAAAGGGAGAAAAGGACGGAAAAUCUAAGAAAGAUACUGAUAAUUUGAAGAAAAAGAAAGAAGAAGAGGGAGAGAAUAAGGUGAAGAAAGAGGUCAAAGAGGAGGAAGAAGAAAACGAGGAAGAGGAGGAGGAGGGUCUAACAAGUGGAAAGAAAGUCACAGAGAAAGACAAUAUAGGCUUAAAAAAUGAUAAUCUAAGAAGGAUGGCUGGCAAAGAUAUUGUUACACCAAAACCUAAAAACUUUCCUGAUGAAGAUGUUGGUGAGAAGAAGGGUAGAGGAAGAAGUGUGUUGAAGAAAGAUGAUGAUAAUACACCAACAAGUAAAGAGGUGCCCGAUGAAAAGAAAGAUGGAGGAAGCAGUGUGUCGAAGAAAACAGGUGAUAAAAAUGUUGGGAGGGGAUCAAGGAGUAAAUCGUUGGCUAGUAAGAAUGUGGGAGAUAAAGUUGAAGAAGGAAGGAGUGGGAAGGAGAAGAAAACUAUAAAGGGAGGUAAAUUGGAGGAGAAAGUAGAAGAAGAGAAGGAGAAGAAAGCUACUAAAAAGGGAGAUAAAGUAAAGGAGAAAGUAGAAGAAGAGGUGGAAAAGGAGAAGAAAAUCGGUAAGAAAUCGGUGGGAGGUACAUCGAAGUAUUUCGAAAACAAAGAGGAACCGAAGACGAAUGGACUCAAAGAGGAAGAAAGAGGUAGAGGAAAACGACAAUCCAAGAAACUGGUGGAGGAUUUGAAGGAAUCUAGCGACGAAGAUGAGGAGGAGAGAAAGAAGAACAAGAGGAGGAGUUCAGUGGGAGGAAAGAAGAAGAAAAAUGAGAAAAAGAAUGAAAGUGAUGAAGAAUUCGAGAUGGAGUCGUCUUAUUUUAAAAGUAAAAGCAGUAAGAUAGAUCGUAGGGUUUUGUCCAGUGACGAUGAGGCGAAGAAUGAGGCGAAUAAGAAAAUGAGGAAGAAAAACGCGACAGAUGAGUGGGCUGAGGUGUUUUUGGAGGCUGAGGAGAAGUGGAUCUGUGUGGACCUCACCAAGGGCAUGAUUCACUGUGUUCAGCAGUUAUAUUCGUCAGCUAGUCAACCAGUAACCCAUGUGGGCUGGGAGAACGGCCGGUUCGUCAAGGACGUGACCCGGAGGUAUGUGCCGCACUUCAUGACGGUGACUCGCAAACAGCGCGGCGGGGUGGAUGGUGAGGAGUGGUGGCGGGAAGCCCUCCGUCCGUUUGCCCCUCCCCGGAACGCGCGCAAUCGUGAGGAGGAUGAGGAUCUGGACAGACAGAUGGAGGACCAACCGCUGCCUACUUCUAUUCUGAAUCCUCAUCCUCCUCACGAUUGCGCGCGUUCCGGGGAGGGGCAAACGGACGGAGGCUUCCCGCCACCACUCCUCACCAUCCACCCCGCCGCGCUGUUUGCGAGUCACCGUCAUGAAGUGCGGCACAUACCUCCGGGUCACGUCCUUGACGAACCGGCCGUUCUCCCAGCCCACACAUGGGUACAAGAACACCCACUCUAUGCCCUGCAACGGCACCUGUUGAAGUUCCAGGCGAUCUACCCGCCUGAUGCGCCGACCCUCGGCUUCAUUCGCAACGAGCCGGUCUACUCGCGAGCGUGUGUGGCCGAGCUGCACUGUCGCGAGUCCUGGAUCAAGUUCGCCAAGGUGGUGCGAGCCGGCGAGGAGCCUUACAAGGUGGUCAAGGCCAGGCCCAAGUUUGACAAGAAGGUACAAUUCGAUCUGCAAAUGAGAAAAUGCGAUGAAAAUGAUGACAGUGAAUUUAGGAGCGAUCUACCGCUGCCUCUAUUUGGCCCCUGGCAAGUGGACGACUAUGUACCACCACCUGCAAAAGACGGCAAGGUGCCUCGUAACGAGUAUGGCAACGUUGAACUGUUUCAACCCAGCAUGCUUCCUGCCGGGACUGUACACCUCAAAUGUUGCCCGGUCGAACCGAGUGGCGAGGAAGUUGCAGAUAGACUGCGCCCAGGCAGUGGUGGGGGGGACUUCCAUGGAGGCUCCAGUCACGUGGUAAUGGACGGGUUUGUCGUCUGCGAGGAGUUCGAGGAGACGCUGACCGAAGCUUGGCAUCAG